GGCUGGGAGCGGGUCUGGCGGCUGAGCCCGAGGGGCCGCCCAGGGAGCCUGCCGCCGGCGCCACCGCAGCCUCCUCCUGCUCCCCCCGCAGCCCUGGCCCUUCCCCGCCGCAAUGGGCAGUGGGCGAGGCGCCAGGCGGUAGGCAGGCAGCAGAGAGAGAGAGAGAGAGAGAGAGAGAGAGAAGGCAGAGAGGGACCCCGGGAAGGAGGGAGAAGGUCCAGGGAUGCGCGGAAGACAAGAUAUCUUCAGCUUGUAGAACUCAUGUUAAAGAAUUGGUUGCCUUCUGGAAGAAUACUGUGAAGCCAUUUGCCAACAAUAGCAACUGGAACAGAGGCUAAAUAUCCCACUUAAGUGUGAUUAAUUUCUUAUUAAGUAGUACCUCACAUUAUAGUAAAAAUGUACGGAAGUGCAAGAACAAUCAGUAACUUGGAUGGCAGUCCUGCCAGAUCCCCUCGUUUGCCAAGAUCUCCUCGUCUGGGCCAUCGGAGAACAAGCAGUGGAGGAGGUGGAGGGACAGGUAAGACGUUAUCGAUGGAGAACAUCCAGUCACUUAAUGCCGCCUAUGCAACUUCUGGACCAAUGUAUCUGAGUGAUCAUGAAGGUGUGGCAUCCACUACUUUCCCAAAGGGCACAAUGACUCUUGGAAGGGCUACGAAUCGAGCUGUGUAUGGUGGUCGAGUUACAGCUAUGGGCAGCAGUCCUAAUAUUGCUUCAGCUGGCCUUUCCCAUUCAGAUCUCCUUUCCUAUACUGACCAACAUGGAGGACUAACCACUGCUUCACAUCAUCACCAUCAUCAGAUUCCUUCUAUGCUUAGACAGGUAAGGGAUAGCACCAUGCUAGAUCUACAGGUUCAGCUUAAGGAAUUACAGAGAGAGAAUGAGCUCCUAAGGAAAGAACUGGACAUCAAAGACAGUAAGCUUGGCUCUUCCAUGAAUAGCAUCAAGACUUUCUGGAGUCCAGAGCUCAAAAAGGAAAGAGUCUUGAGGAAAGAAGAAGCUGCCAGAAUGUCUGUACUGAAAGAGCAGAUGAGGGUUUCUCAUGAGGAGAAUCAGCAUCUUCAGCUAACUAUUCAGGCAUUGCAAGAUGAGCUACGGACUCAGAGAGACCUUAACCAUCUUCUCCAACAAGAAAGUGGAAACAGAGGUGCUGAACACUUUACCAUUGAACUUACAGAGGAGAAUUUUCGAAGGCUUCAGGCUGAGCAUGACAGACAGGCAAAAGAGUUAUUCCUCUUGAGAAAAACCCUGGAAGAAAUGGAGCUGAGAAUUGAAACUCAGAAGCAGACACUAAAUGCCAGAGAUGAAUCCAUUAAAAAGCUUCUAGAAAUGCUGCAGAGCAAGGGGUUGCCAUCCAAAGGAAUGGACGAUGACAAUGAACGAACUCGAAGGAUGGCUGAGGCCGAAUCUCAGGUUAAUCACUUAGAAGUGAUUUUAGACCAGAAAGAGAAGGAAAACAUACAUCUGAGAGAGGAACUGCACAGAAGGACUCAACUUCAGCCUGAGCCUGCAAAGACGAAAGCUCUUCAGACAGUCAUAGAGAUGAAGGACACAAAAAUAGCAUCACUGGAGCGUAAUAUCAGAGACCUUGAAGAUGAAAUACAGAUGUUGAAAACGAAUGGAGUUCUGAACACAGAAGAUAGAGAAGAGGAAAUCAAACAAAUAGAAGUUUACAAGAGUCACUCAAAGUUCAUGAAAAAUAAAAUUGACCAGCUGAAGCAGGAGCUUUCAAAGAAAGAGUCAGAACUUCUUGCCUUACAAACAAAGCUUGAAACCCUUAGCAAUCAGAAUUCAGAUUGCAAGCAACACAUUGAAGUGCUUAAAGAGUCGCUUACUGCCAAAGAACAGAGAGCUGCCAUACUUCAGACAGAGGUUGAUGCCUUGAGAUUACGUUUAGAAGAGAAAGAAAGUUUUCUUAAUAAAAAAACCAAACAACUGCAAGACCUCACAGAAGAAAAGGGAACUCUGGCCGGAGAAAUACGAGAUAUGAAAGACAUGUUAGAAGUCAAAGAAAGAAAAAUUAAUGUUCUUCAAAAAAAGAUUGAAAAUCUUCAAGAACAACUUAGAGAUAAAGACAAACAACUAACCAAUUUGAAAGAUCGUGUGAAAUCACUGCAGACUGAUUCCAGUAACACAGACACUGCUCUAGCAACACUGGAAGAAGCUCUCUCAGAGAAGGAGAGAAUUAUGAGCGAUUAAAGAACGAGGGAAAGAGAUGACCGUGAAAGGAUUGAAGAAAUUGAAUCCUUUAAAAAAGAAAACAAAGACCUAAAGGAAAAAGUGAAUGCUUUACAAGCAGAGCUACAGAAAAAGAGGUCAUCUAGCUUAAUUGACCUCAAAGAACAUGCAUCAUCAUUGGCUUCAGCAGGGCUGAAAAGAGACUCCAAGUUAAAGUCUUUAGAAAUAGCCAUAGAACAAAAGAAGGAGGAGUGUAGUAAGCUAGAAGCACAGCUCAAAAAGGCUCAUGAAGCUGAAGAAGAAGCACGAAUGAACCCUGAAUUUGCAGACAGGAUGAAGCAGCUUGAUAAAGAGGCAGUCUACUAUAGAGAAGAAUGUGGCAAGGCUCAAGCUGAAGUCGACAGGCUUCUAGAAAUCCUCAAGGAAGUAGAAAAUGAAAAAAACGACAAAGAUAAGAAAAUUGCUGAGCUGGAAAGCUUGACUUCCAGACAUAUGAAGGACCAAAACAAGAAAGUGGCCAACCUGAAGCACAACCAACAAAUGGAAAAAAAGAAAAAUGCCCAGUUGUUAGAAGAGGUUCGUAGACGUGAAGAUAAUAUGACAGACAACUCUCAGCAUUUGCAGUUAGAAGAACUAAGGAAUGCACUGGAUAAGACCAGACAAGAACUGGAUGCCACCAAAGCACGCCUUGCCUCAACACAGCAGUCUCUGGGCGAGAAAGAAGCACAUCUGGCCAAUUUAAGAAUAGAGCGGAGAAAACAGUUAGAAGAGAUACUGGAAAUGAAACAGGAAGCACUGCUUGCUGCCAUCAGUGAAAAGGAUGCAAACAUUGCCUUGCUUGAACUGUCUGCUUCAAAGAAAAAGAAAACCCAAGAAGAAGUGAUGGCUUUGAAAAGAGAAAAAGACAGAUUAGUCCACCAGUUAAAACAGCAGACCCAGAAUAGAAUGAAACUGAUGGCAGACAACUAUGAUGAUGACCAUCACCACUACCACCACCAUCACCACCACCAUCACCACAGAUCACCUGGGAGGACACAACACUCGAAUCACAGACCCUCUCCAGAACAGGAUGAUGAGGAGGGUAUAUGGGCAUAACCUGUUCCUAUAAACCAAAGUUCCAGUUUUGUUUUGAGGGAUGAUCCAGUCACUGUUGGAGGCACAUUGCCACGGCAAAAUCUCAUGCUGUACAUUGAUCACCUGUCCAACCUUUGCCUAGAGUGUGAUCCCCAGUUCCUUCAAGAGAUCCAACUUUACCUGUCUGUAACGAAGAGGAGGAGGGAGACAUCUGGGAUAACCAAGCAUCAGAGCAUUAACACCAGAGCAGUUAUCAGAGGAGCUGGAGAGAGAAGCAAACGAUAUGCAGCACUGCAGGUUGAUCAGAGGAGAAAGAAGAAGAUGAUGAUGAUGAUGAUGAUGAUGAUGAUGAUGAUGAUGAUCUGCAGUGGGACUCUGAAUGCAAUCACCGCUCUGUCCCAAAAAGUUCACAGAAGUGGGUGGAGCACAUGAAGGUUGCCAUCAAACAAUAUGCUGCAUAAGCAGAUGUCUUCUCCAUUGUUUCUUGUAAUCUAUUAUGAAGUUAGAUACUUUGGAAAACAAUUAAAGGGGCUUCAACAGAAAUUAGAAGAACUUCAUUACUUUUAAUGGGGUCAUAUGAAUUGUUCCUUUUUUUCCAGCUGAGCUACAUCUGAACAUUACUCAAUGAAGUUCACUGAAACAGUUCAUUGACAGAUUUGUAUUAAUUUUAAUGUGUAAUUGAGGUUCCACUAGUUUGCAAUGUCACCAUCUGCUGAUUCUGGUUAGUUUCUUCUAAAGUAUCACUUCUAAUGCAUUAGAUUAUUAUAGGACAAGAAAGCUGUUACAUAAUGAUGUCAGCAUUAAACAUACCCACAGCAAUGUGGCUUUUUAGGGUAAUAGAAACAUCUUUGCCCUCCUCUGUUUCUUAUGUUAUUCAAACUAUUUUGAUGAUGUAACUACCAGUAUUAAGCUCUGGGCCAGGUUGGAAAUGAAAUCAAUUUUUGGUACUAAUAUCUGUUGGCAUAUGACAAUUUGGUGUGUGUCUCUGACAAUGCAUGGGGAAUCUAACAGUGCAAUCCUAUACAUAUCUACAUAGAGGUAAGUACCAUUGAGUUCAUUAGUGCUUAUUCAUAGCUAAGUGUGUAUAGGAUUGCAAUCUAAAUUGGCUUGAAAUCAUUUAUAUACAGUGGUGGAUGUAUGUCUGGAUGAUAAAAGCUUGAAGCAAGCAUGUGUACACAUAUCUGUAUACAUAUUAUACAAACAUCUGUGAGGAUGUAUCAAACUUUUAUUGUCCAAAUGCACAACAUACUUCAUAUAAAAGCUGGGACUCUUGAUUUUUUAAAAAUUAAAAUAAGAAUGUUGUGAUUAUUUGAUAUAUGCAUUAGGUCUCCUUUAUGAGAAGGGACCAUACAUUGUUGUUUUCUGAACAGGACAGCAAUGCUUACCAUACUUUAUAUUGUAUUUUAGAUGUUAAGCAAAAUAUGUGUCAAUGAAUGAGGAGAUAAUUGACUAUUAUCUCCAUCAUGAAACAAAUGAUAAUAAAUGUGAACAAGUUAAAGCACAUGCCAGGAGAGAAAAGCUUGGGGUGGAGGAACCCUGAAGCUGUUAAAUGCAGGGACAGACUAUUAUUGAUGAUUAAAUAUCUGCUGUUUUCCCAAAGCAAAAGUCUCCCUCUUAAUAAGCAUUUUCAUUCAGUCUGGCUUAGGUGUGCAUACAAGUGUUUUGUUCUUUCAUUGGCACAACUCUUUGCCAGUGGAAGGAGCAUUUUGAGGCUCAUAUAAAUGGAUAUUGACUAUCAGCAGUUCUAAAAAAAUAAAAUAAAUAAAGUGAAAAUCGAACAACAUGUGAAAUCAACUCAACCGUUCUCCUCUGAAACUUCCUUUCAUUUUAGUAAAAUAUGUACUGGGUUUUGUGGAAAUGAAUGGAAGUCAUGCAGCAGUAUUACUUAGUGGGUUGCCUCCCCAUGAAAUCAAACAUGUGUGGCCUUAAUUCUUAGUAUUUUUUUUUUGUCUUUUUCUUUGCUGCUGUGAGAAAAAAAAAAUCUGAACAGGAUAUUCCUAAAACCUUGCACUGAAUUUAGAAAAAAAAUAUUAUUGCUUUCAGAAAGUUAGUGCAAUUAAUCCUGAUCAUCCUUUAUGAGCCAUACAUAUUAACCCCCCCUCCCAGAAAUUAUGAUUUAUCUAGAAAACACGAAUUUAUUAGAUGAGUGCACCAUCAUCCUUGAUGAAAUUAAAGACCCACAGAAAGCAAGCUAAAUUUCUCCUUGGAAUUCAAUACAUGAAAUAACAAAUCUGUAUAAAAUCUGUAUAGCAUAGAUAAUCCAUAUCCAGUUUUGUUUUGCUUUGUUUUAAAAGUUUGUCCUUUAUCGAUGACAUUUUAAACUUUUGGGGUUUCUUUUUGUUUUGUUGGGUUUGUUUAAAAUGCAAAGCUCCUGGGAGUUUCUUUAGCACAUAUGACAAAUGUUGCACUUGCGAACUUGGACAACAAAAGUGUUUCUUUGAACAAAGUUGUUGUCCUAGUAAGGGACAGCUGUCUGGGCACAAUCCUCAAGGGAGUUCUUGGGUGCAAGCUCCACUGAAGUGAAAGGGACAAGAGGAAGCUUAGGAUGAGAAGUGGACCACUUCCUUUUUCAGUCCCAUGGGGCUUGGGCAAGAAAGCUUUGCAGAAGAUCAUGCCUUCUGUGUCUCUUACAGUCAGGUCUUUACCUUAAUUCUGCAACUGAAUACUUGAAGUAGGAAAUAAACUAGGAAAACAUAGGGUCUUUAAAAAUCAAAACUGUAUAGCUAGAUAUUUAUAUGUGUGUGCCAAUUUUGUCACAGAUAUUAUUUUGGGGGCGUUGGUUUUUUUUGCUCCGCUCAUUGGUAAGAGUAUUGAUUCUAACUUUUAUCAAGGCCUAAGACUUAGCCUGUAUAGAAGAAAAUUUUGUCUAACAUUAACUUUUUUCCCCUCUUUUUUCAUUUCACCUAGUAUUCUAUGAUGUUUAGAGGGGGAAUCUUUUCAUACAGUAAAAUAGAAUCUCUGGGUUUACAACAAACACUGUGAUGUUGGGCAAACAUUUUACUCGAGCAAUGUUUGGUAGUUUUGUCCUCCCCUUUCAGUGUAAAAAACAAACAAACAACAAUUUUUGGGUUAACAUUUAAGAUGAGUAUUAUUUUACUGUGGGAUCAAGCUUGUACUGCAUAUUCUUUCAUUUAAAUGUACAAAUGGAAUUUUGUAUUUAAAUGACUUUUGUGUAUCUAGUAUGCACGUAAAUGCACAUUGACUUUCAUUUGAAAGUGGGUUUUAAUUUCCUUUUUAAAACAGUGUUUAUGAAAAGACUACUGAUGUGUCACAACCUAUAUCUGCAUUUUCCUUUGGUGUAGAGUGAUUGUUUGAAUGUGAUGUUUUGCAGCAAUGGGUCAGUAUUCCCUAUUUACCUUCGACCCUCAUUUGAUAGUGCUUCUUGUAAUAAUUUUCUUCAAGUGAGUGGCAUGUUCUGGAUUGUGAUCUCAACAUAUGGUUAAGGACAUUGAUAUGAAAAACUAAGGAAUCCUUAGAAAUUACCAGUGGGCAUGUUUUAGAACAGUCAUUGUACUUUUAAUGUCUUGUAGAAGUGUUAAGUACCAAGGUAUUUAAAGUUCAUAACAUUGUUAUCAUGUAUAUGAGAAGUGCUUGGUGUUGAUCAGCUUGUUUAUAUUCAUCAAAUAAAUCUGGUUUCUUUCUGAACAA
Sceloporus undulatus (fence lizard) is the source of this 6897-nucleotide messenger RNA. RefSeq names its product ELKS/RAB6-interacting/CAST family member 2 (gene ERC2). The record is from RefSeq and is a predicted model, not a curated record. Gene Ontology annotation, molecular function: structural constituent of presynaptic active zone. Gene Ontology annotation, biological process: maintenance of presynaptic active zone structure; regulation of synaptic plasticity; neuromuscular synaptic transmission. The transcript has 19 exons. Gene Ontology annotation, cellular component: cytoskeleton of presynaptic active zone. Lineage: Eukaryota; Metazoa; Chordata; Lepidosauria; Squamata; Phrynosomatidae.